Molecule: messenger RNA, 219 nt
Organism: Naumovozyma castellii
Lineage: Eukaryota; Fungi; Ascomycota; Saccharomycetes; Saccharomycetales; Saccharomycetaceae
Gene: SSS1
Product: translocon subunit SSS1
Exons: 1
Coding region: 1-219 (72 amino acids)
Source: RefSeq, a predicted model, not a curated record
AUGGCUAACGAAAAAUCAGACAACCAAAUCGAAAAGCUAAUGGACGCCCCAUUAGAAUUCGUCAAGGAUGGUAACCAAUUUCUAAACAAGUGUAAGAAGCCUGAUUUGAAAGAAUACACCAGAAUUGUCAGAGCUGUCGGUAUCGGUUUUGUUGCUGUCGGUAUCAUUGGUUAUGCUAUCAAAUUGAUCCAUAUCCCAAUCAGAUAUGUCAUUGUCUAA